Molecule: messenger RNA, 4830 nt
Organism: Rosa chinensis
Lineage: Eukaryota; Viridiplantae; Streptophyta; Magnoliopsida; Rosales; Rosaceae
Product: disease resistance protein RPM1
Exons: 2
Coding region: 1725-4583 (952 amino acids)
Biological process (GO): defense response to other organism
Molecular function (GO): ADP binding
Source: RefSeq, a predicted model, not a curated record
GACUAGUUCUCAGCUCCUCACCCAAAUCUAAUAUUAUCUACUUGGCUUGGCUGUGAAGAAGCUCUAUGGAGUAGUCGAGUGAUAGCCCAUCAUCAUUUCCAUGAAGGAGACUAUGAGAGGUAUGCUCGUGUUCCAUGCUCAUUCAUCUUCCAUCUUCUGUGAAGUUUACUAGUUUCGUAACGAAUCUCAUCUCCUGAAUGCCUUACGCUUCCCGGCGCGUUUUUCAUUUAACAAUGACAUCUCUUUUGGCCUUUCCUUCUGGUCAACAAAGCCGCCGAGUGGCCACGCACGCCCAAGUGUUCGAUGUAAUGUCUCACAAAGAUUUGUGAAGGAAAAUUACAAUCGACACGAGAUGAUGAAUUAUUUUUAGAUUCGACAGAAAAAUUAAGGACCACUUUGUUCCCAAAGAGAAAGAGUCAGUAUUUUCUUGGUGGGAGAGGAGAAAGUAGCUUAGCAUUUUGUUUUUUUUUGUUUUUUGUUUUUUUUUUUAUAGAAGAGGAGUCCUUCCGUACGCAAGAUCAUGAAUAAAACAUUGAGGUUUGUAGUAGAUAUGUCCACACUAGUCAUGUACUUGGUAACUUGGGAAUGGAAAUUGGUUACGUCUUGUUGCUCUGUAAGUAUUUUUGAGUGCCGAAAAAGUCGAGUUCUAGAAACAUGAAUCAGACAAAGAAAUCUAGUGAAGUAUUAUAUAGACGCCAGAAAAUUUCAAGAAUCUCCGAGGGGAUGCUUGACUGCCCUUUCGCCAUUAAUAAUAUACACCGAAGUCUUUGUCUUGCAGCGUAUUUUGAUUAGCCACUAGCUAAAAGAAUGUGGUCAUUUCAGUGAGGAAGAGAAUAUAUGGUUGGUGUUUACCCUCAUCAUGAGGUUGGACUUUAGGCUUGUUCACACCGUGCUUGACUGUAGGCUUUAUCACUUCUCAGGAUCUUUCUGGGAAUAUUGUGCAGGUUUUAACUUUGAAGUAAGAACUGAUAGUUGAGAAUACAGGAACUCUUGGCUGGUAUUAUAUUGUUCUUUUAUCUCAAUGGUAAACUUAGCAUAAUCUUUAGAGUCUACCUCUCUUGUGAAUAUCAGAAGAUAUACUGUUUAAAUAGACUUUAAUCGCAGGGUGAUUGGCAUGUGUAUAUGCACAUUGUUGAUUACCGGGUGAGGUAGAAGUUAUAAGCGUUAAUAUGAGCCAUACAUAGACUCUUUGCUGGUAAAUUUUUUUGCUCAUUUAUCUUUCUGGUAAACUUCUCAGGCACAAAGAAUCAACUGCUCUUUUAAAUUCAUAUUAAUCUUGUGCAUUCAUAUAGUGUUUUAGACUUUUUGAAGCCAAAAUUCCAUAUACUUGCUAGUGAUGGUUCAUAUGUUGUUGUUUUCAUUUAUUUAUUGUUUCAAUUCUUUUACUGUAUAGCCUGGAUUUGUCGUAUGAACUUAUUUCCUUGUUCUGGUGGAGUUAUAAGUGUAAUUUUCAUAUCAUAGUUUAAUUUUUUAAUAUAUACCAGAUGAACAAAUAACAUUAUCUUUUGGUGACCAAGUCGCCGAAAACUCUGAAUCACUAUUAACUAUUUAUUUUGUAGUCAUUUUUUUUACUCGUAACUUCUUGGUGAAGCUAUUGAGACACCAGUUCCUAAAAUUGUUGCGUAUGCUAAAAGGCAACACAGAGGACUUCUUACCUCUAUAUAUAAACAAAAUCACCAAAAUACUUGAAGUCCCUUUGGACUGCACAGUAACCUAGUGAGUGAAUGUCAGAAAGUGCAGUCAGCUUUCUACUGAACAAGAUUUCUCCUUUUCUCGCAAAUGGAGUUCAACUCUGGAGAGGGGUUAGAGAAGAACUCAUUUACCUAAAUGGGGAAUUGGAGCACAUGAAGGCCUUUCUGAAGAAUGCAGACGCAAUGGAAGAAAGUGAUGAAGAACUCAAAGUAUGGGUUAAGCAGAUACGAGAUGUUGCUCAUGAUGCAGAAGAUGUUAUAGAUGAAUUUACACUCCUCCAAACACAUAACAAUCAUGUGCACCAACUAUAUUGUACUUUAGACUUGCUUUCUUGCUGUGUUAAGAACCUGAAAGCUUAUUAUCGGGUUGCCAAGGAGUUACAGAGCAUCAACACCCGGAUCAAAGAGAUCUUUGCUGUGCAAAAAAGACUUCUUCCUAAACUUGAUGCUGCUGCAAACGGCUCCAUUUUUACCAGUUCAGGUAGCACAUGGCAUGAUCGGCGAGAGGAUGCUCUUCUUUUAGACAAUACUGAUGUUGUGGGCAUAGACGAGCCGAAAAACCUACUGGUCAGCCGGCUGGUCAAGGGUGACUCUGGACGUGAAGUAGUUUCAGUGACAGGAAUGGGUGGUAUGGGGAAAACCACCUUGGUGAAGAAAGUCUAUGAUGAUGUGGAAGUGAAGAAACGUUUCAAACCCCGUGCGUGGAUCACAGUUUCUCAGUCUUUUGAAGCACAGGAUCUCCUUAGAGACAUCAUUCGCAAACUCUAUUCAGAAUUUGGGAGGGCUGUUCCAGAAGGUGUAGAUGGCAUGAAUAACAAUAAAUUGAAAGAGAGAAUCAAAAACUUGCUGCAAAAAAGGAGGUACCUGAUUGUUCUUGAUGAUGUCUGGCACACCAAUGUAUGGGAGACUGUCAAAUAUGCUUUUCCUAAUGGGAAGCUUGGCAGCAGAGUCAUGAUCACUACACGUAAAUCUGAUGUAGCAUCCACCUCUUGCUCAGAAUCCGAAGGUCAUAUCCAUGAGGUGAAACCCUUGGGUGCAAAGGAGUCUUGGAGUCUGUUCAGUAGGAAGGCAUUUCGGGGGAAGUCAUGCCCUUCUUAUUUGAAAUCAUUCUGUAAAGAUAUCCUAAAAAAGUGUGAGGGUUUGCCCCUUGCAAUUGUAGCAAUAAGUGGUGUUUUGGCAACAAAAGACUGCCGCAGAAUAGAUGAGUGGGAUUUGAUUUGCCGUAGUCUUGGAGCUGAAAUUCAUGGCAAUGAUAAACUUGAGGAUUUGAAGAAAGUCCUUUCUCUCAGUUUUAAUGAUUUGCCUUAUAAUCUGAAGGCAUGUUUUUUGUGCUUGAGCGUCUUUCCAGAGGGCCAUCUGAUUAAGCAUAUGAAAAUCAUUCGCGUAUGGAUAGCAGAAAGAUUUGUUGAAGCUAGAGAAGGAAGAACAUUGGAGGAAGUAGCUGAGGACUACCUCAAGGAGCUGUUGAACAGAAGUUUGAUGCUUGUGGGAGACACAACAAGUGAUGGAAGGGUCAAAACUUACCGCAUCCAUGACCUUUUGCGAGAGAUUAUUGUCUCAAAAUCAAGGGAUCAAAACUUUGCAGCCAUAAUGAAGGAGCACAACACAAUCUGGCCUGAUAGAGUUCGGCGCUUGUCAAUACAUAAUGUAUUGCAAACUGUACAACAAAGCAGGUCAUUUCCUCAACUUCGUUCCUUGUUUAUGUUUGGGGCGGUUUCAAGGUCAUCCAUGCAUAAAAAUCUUUCCAAUGGCUUUAGGUUGCUUAGGGUGUUAGAUAUAGAAGCUGCACCUAUAAAGACAUUUCCAAGAGAAAUCAUUGACCUGUUUUAUUUAAGUUAUCUAAGCUUGAGGAACACUCAGGUGAAAGUCAUUCCCAGAAGCAUAGGGAAUCUGCAGAACCUGGAGACAUUGGAUCUUAAAAAGACUUAUGUCUCUGAGUUGCCUGUUGAGAUAUUAAAGCUCCAAAAACUUCGCCACCUCCUGGUUUAUCAUCUUAAGAUUGAAUCUUAUGCACACUUUUAUUCCAAGUUUGGCUUUAAGGUCCUCUCAAGUAUAGGAGAUCUUCUGUCCCUGCAAAAGCUCUGUUUUAUUGAGGCAAAUCAAGGUUGUGGAAUGACAGUCAGGGAGUUAGCUAAGCUCAAGCAACUUAGGAGGUUGGGAAUUAUAAAAUUGAGAAAAGAAGAUGGAUUAGCUUUGUGCUUAUCGCUCAAAAGUUUGACCAAGCUGCGUUCAUUUUCUGUAAAUUCUGCAGGAGAGAAUGAGAUAAUUGAUCUCCAACACCUGUCUUCCCCUCCUCCGUUUCUUGAACGACUAUACCUGACAGGUCGUUUGGAAGAGUUACCAAGUUGGAUACCUUCACUGCAUAGCUUGGUUAAGUUAUUUUUGAAGUGGAGUCAAUUAAAGGAUGACCCGAUGGUACUUCUUCAAGAUUUGCCGAAUCUUGUUCAUCUUGAAUUGCUUCAUACUUGUGAUAGUGACAUGUUGUCAUUUAAGGGUGGGGGAUUUAAAAAGCUUAAGGUAUUGGGUCUUGACAAAUUUGACAAGCUCAGUUGUGUGAAGGUGGAGAAGGGAGCAAUGCCAUGCCUUGAAAGGCUGACAAUCCAACGAUGCAAGUUGUUGAAGAGGGUACCAUCAGGAGUUGAAAACCUUACCAAACUAAAAUCACUUCAGUUCUUUGACAUGCCGUAUGAAUUAAUCUCAAAACUGCGGCCAGAUGGGGAAGGUGAGGAUUAUGGAGAAGUAGCACAUAUCCCGGAAGUUUAUUCUGCAUACUGGAGAGAUGGUGGUUGGGAUGUCUAUCCAAUUGAGAGUUUCAAGGAGAUAGAAAAUAGUCCCUCACCAGCUGGUACUGUUAGGAGAAGCCAUAAACUUCGUCCUCUAUGGAAGGUUUAGAUCUGAUACAGGUCAGAUUGUGUAUAUGCCUGUAAAUUUCAUUGUAACUAAGUUAAUGAAAAUGUGUAGAUUGUUGCAUUUGCACUAUGUGCAGAUGACUGUAAAUACCCAUAAUAGGUAACCUACUGAAGAAUAAGGUGUAGUAUUUGUUCACCAUUUACUCUUCUUUGUAUAUAGAAAUAGUUGUAAAGACAAAGUGUACAUAAUAUAUACAGAAACAAUUCUAUCAAGUUAUCAUUAUCAUUUA